Condylostylus longicornis is the source of this 4029-nucleotide messenger RNA. Its product is annotated as cell division cycle and apoptosis regulator protein 1-like. Gene Ontology annotation, biological process: regulation of DNA-templated transcription. Bases 96 to 3791 code for a protein of 1231 amino acids. NCBI's taxonomy places the organism in Eukaryota, Metazoa, Arthropoda, Insecta, Diptera, Dolichopodidae. The record is from RefSeq and is a predicted model, not a curated record. The transcript is spliced from 11 exons. Gene Ontology annotation, cellular component: nucleus.
UGAUUAAUUUAGUUUAUAGGGUGAAAAUUUGUGCAAAAGUUGUAAAAUUUGGAAAUUGGAAAAAAUAUAAAAUUAUUCAGAAGUAGAACAAAAAAAUGAGCUUUAGUGGUCAAUCAAAUCCUCCUUGGCAAAGGAAUUUAGGAAAUACCGGUAGCCAAAUUCCAAGCAGAUUUGGGGCAAAUCAACAAAUGAAUAUUCAAAGUACCACUAUUUUUGGGCCACAAGGCAUGGGUAUUCCUGGACAAAAUGGGCUGUUUAAUCAAAACCAGAUUCCUCCACAAAUAUCUUACCCUCAAACAAGAGGCUUAAAUCCAGUGGCAUUUGGUGCAGGUGGUGGUCCGCCCCCGCUUAUGGGAACAAAUCCUGGAAACGCACCGAGUGGAAUUAUGCUUACCUCGCAACAAAAGAAAAGUUUUAUCGGUUUCGUAACAAAAGUGCAUAAUGAUUACGGUUUUGUUGAUGAUGAUGUAUUUUUCCAACUUGAGGUUUGUAAAGGAAGUCCAAAGGUAGGUGACAGGGUUUUGGUCGAAGCAACUUUUAAUCAAAGUGGAACCUUUAAAUGGACAGCAACAAGGGUGCAAUUAGUAUCUGGACCAAAUUCAAACCCUGUUGCUCCUCCACCUCCAAAUAUUUCUGGUCAUGGCUUCAAACCAUCACCAGUUCCUUCACCGAAUGAUUAUCCUUGGCGCAGAUCAUCUCCAGAGAGACAUGAAAGAAUUCGUCGUAGCUCUAGAGAAAGAGAUCGAGAGAGGAGUAGAGAUCGAGAACGUGAGAGAGAUCGUGAAAGAGAUAGAGAUCGAGACAGAGAGAGAGACAGAGAACGUGAUCGCGAUCGUGAACGUGAUAGGGAAAGAGAUCGCGAACGUGAGGAUGAUGUAACGAGAAAAAAACGUCGGGAGAAAAGCGCCGCCCCUUCUUGGGCUCCCAGCCCAAGAAAAAACUCUCCAAAACGCAGAAGACGUGCUCCCCCUCCUUAUAUGGUGGAUAUCCCCAAGGUCAAUUUAAUUAUAGAAAAAGCGGACUAUUUCGAAAUAACAAAACGCUAUCGUAAUCUAUACAUUCCUUCAGAUUUCUUCUUCAGCAAUAUAAAGUGGCCAAAAUCGUUUCCUCCAAACAAACCAUUUUCGAUACAGCGGCCAUGUUCAUUUCAUAUUUUGCACAAAGAAGUUGAAUAUUCUAAUAUUGAGGAUGACAAUGAACCAAAAGAUUUGGAUUAUAAGUUUUCCGCAAAAGUUAUGUUGAUGGCGUGUCCAUCAAUGGUAGAAUUCUACAAUAAAUGCUUUUUUCAAGAUGACGAAGACGAACGCGACUGUAUGCAUCCAUCAAGAUUAAUACAAUUUUUAGUUGGAACACGUAGUAAGGCUGAAACAAUGGCCAUUGGUGGCCCUUGGAGCCCUUCGUUAGAUGGAGAAAAUCCAGAAAGUGACCCUAUGGUAUUAAUCAGAACAGCAAUACGGAACUGUAAGGCUUUAACUGGUAUUGAUCUAUCUAGAUGUACGCAAUGGUAUCGCUUUGUGGAACUGUACUACCAUCGGGCUGAAUCUGUUAAUAAAGGUCAAACAAUUCCAGCGAGGGUUGAGACAGUUGUGAUUUUCUUACCUGAUGUUAAUUCUUGCAUGCCAACGCCAUCGGAAUGGAAAAAAUCUCAGCUGCAUUAUCAGUUCAAAUUGAAUCAAAUAUUAAAUAAAGGUUCAUGUACUUCAAAUGACAAUUUAGUGGUAGACACUGCUAACGAAGGUCAAAACUUGGGUAAAGGUGCCACUAAUGAUGGCGGUGGUGACUCCUCAGGAAACAUUACUGCAGGAACCAGGGACAAUAUCGCAGACAACAAAUUGGAUACAAAUAACAUGGAUUCAGCGGCUGGAGAUAAAGAGGAAGAUUCUCCAAAAGGUACGCAUUAUUCAAAACUGGAUCCAAAAGCCAUGAAAAUACAAGCUCUGCGAGAUGAAUUGGAAGCUAGAAACUUGGAAUCUAAAGGUUUAAAACCUCAACUGAUUGCACGUUUAACAAAAGUUUUGAGAAAUGAAAAAGCUGCUGAGGAAAAUAAAAGGCUUGAUGAUGCGGAAGAUGAUGAGGAAAUGGAUCAAGAAGAUUCCAAUGUUGACACUAUACAAAGUAUGAAUACAGAGGAUUCAAAAAAAGAAGAAUCGGAAGACGAAUCGGUUAAAGAACCUCCUCCGCCAGGAGAAAUAGAUUUAACCGACAUGGUCGUAUUGGAUGAGUAUGAUUCCAACAAGUAUCAUAGCAAAAAUGUUCAAAGAGCGAAAGAUAUUGAAAGAAAUCAGCUAAAGCGGCGUUAUACACUGCCUGACUCACCACACAUAAUAGUUUCGCCAUCUAAAACAGUGAAAGGCGGUCGGUUUGAUUGCAGUGUUAUGUCAUUAUCAGUUUUGUUGGACUAUAGACCAGAGGAUAAGAAAAAACAGUCAUUUGAGGUCUCAAUAUUUGCUGAACUUUUUAAUGAAAUGUUAAUGCGAGAUUGUGGUUUUGAGAUAUAUAAAGAAUUGUCGAGAGUAAUCGAAAGAAACACGCAAAAGGAAAAGGAGAAAGAAAAAGAAAGAGAAAAAGAGAAAGAAAAAGAAAAAGAGAAGGAAAAGGAAAAAGAAAAGGAAAAAGAAAAAGAGAAAGAGAAGAUAAAGGAGAAGGACAAGCUUGAUAAAGAAAAGGAUGUAGAUAAGAAAAAGGUAACCCCUGAUUCCGUCGAUGAAAAAAUUGGAAAAGAAACUACAGAAAAAAAAGCAAUUGUCGAAACUUCUUCAAGUGACUUGAGAAAAGAAAAAAAAAGUGAAAGACAUUCGAGGGAUCGUUCAAGAGAGCGUAGAUCAUCCAAGUCCCGGGAUCGAAAAAAUUCGCGGGAUCGUUCUCGUGACAAAGAAAAGCGAAAACGACCUCGUAGUGAAUCUGAUGACGAAGAAAAACGUAAAAUUAAAACCUACGUAGCAAAGAAAAAUUUAUUGUUUUCAUUUAUUUAUUUUGACACAACUAAUUGUGGUUUUAUUUAUGAAAAGAACUUAGAAGAUCUCUUGUACGUUAUUGGUCUUAAUUUGUCCAGAAAUCAAAUAAAAAAUUUUUUGGGGAAAGCUAUAAAGAGAGAUCCAUUAUUGUAUCGAAAAUUAACGGAUAAACCAAAAGAAGACGACAAGAACAAAGAUGGCGACAUGAAUAUAGAUCCCAUGUCAAUGAAAGAAGAUGAAGAAUUCCCUGAAGAUGUUGUACCUGGCAAUAUGUAUGCUUGUCCUACAUUCGAAGAAGUGAACGAAACCGUAAAACAGUCGAACAGUAAUGAGGAAAAAAUUUGUAAUUCUGAAAUUGUGAUUUUUAACGGUGCUGUAUUGGAUGUGAACAAAUUACUCGAACAAGAAAAACGUACGGAAAAGGCGCGGGAAGAAAUAGAAGAAGUUCUUGUAGAAUUAAAAUCUAAAUAUCAUGAUUUAACGAACUCACAUUCAAAAUCUCAAACAAAAAUCAAGGAUUUGCAAAAGGAAGUCAAAGGUCUAAACAGAAAAUUAAAGGAAGCCGAAGAUUCGUUAUUUUCGUACAUGCGAAAAUACAAUGAACAUCACGCACUUUUACAAAAUAUUCAUGACAAGGUUUCACCCAUCUUUAGACGUGACAGAGAUCGUGAGCGCGAUCGAAAUGAAAAGAAGGCUGAAGACCGCGGAGAUAGCAGUAAUAAUAAUGAACGCAGUACAAGUAGCACACGAGCAAUAGAUUGUAAAAGUGACACAAAAGAUGAAGUAGUUAUGAAUGAAGUUAAAGAGGAAAAUGUAAAAGAAAAAGCUACAGAAUAACUCAGAAAUAAAAAUUUAUAUAAUUUAUUGUUUCAUUAAUAAAAAUAACCUAUUCAUUAUAACAAAAUUUAUACAUAUGCAUAAUAAGUAUCAAAAAUUGUAAUUUGAAUUUAAUGUAAUAACGUUCUUUCAUAUUAUAUUUUGUUUAAAUACUAUUUUUACUCAAAAAUAAUCUAUUUUAAAAAAGUGAUUUGUGAAUGAAGGAUACGAUAAAAAAAAUUGUCAAAGUAUAAAUAAA